AUGCCAGCUGUUCCAGAGGUCUUGCUGGACAUUCUCGAUCAACUGGUGGAAAAAGAGCUGAAGAGAUUCAGGUGGUACCUGACUACAGAGAAUGUGCUGGAAGGCUUCUCUCACAUCCCAAAAGCUCAGCUAGAGAAUGCUGAUGCACAGGACACAGUGGACAAGAUAGUGGACACGUAUGGGGCAAGAGUAGUGGAGAUCACGCUGCUCAUCCUGAGGAAGAUGAAGCAGAAUAAUCUGGCUGAGAAGUUACAAAAGAUCUUGGGAGACGUGGACAAAUCUGACUUUCACAACUCAGAUUUAGGAUCAGAGACCUGCAUAUCUAAGAUCACAGCUUCACAGAAGGCUAAUCUGAAGAAAAGGUUUGAGACCAUUUUUGAAGGCACCAAAAGAACAGCAAACAGAACAUCCCUCAACAAAAUCUAUACAGAGUUGUACAUCACACGGGGAGAAAGUGACGAACAGGUGAACAGGGAACACGAGAUUCUACGUAUCGACAACGCAUUUAGUUCUCAAACACUCCAAGAUACACCUAUCAACUGCAAUGACAUCUUCAAGCCAUUGCCUGAUCAAACAGGAGAGUUCAGAACUGUGUUGACUAAAGGCAUUGCAGGUAUUGGAAAAACAGUCUCUGUUCAGAAGUUCAUUCUGGACUGGGCCGAAGGAGAAGCCAAUCAGUACAUCGAUUUCCUGUUUGUGCUGCCUUUCCGAGAGCUGAACAGAAUUAAGGACAGAUGCAGUCUUCACGAUCUUCUUCUUACUUUUCACCCAGAAAUAAGACAAAUGGAGGAAAAGACAUAUGACAAAUAUAAGAUAGUAUUCAUCUUUGAUGGACUUGACGAAAGUUGUCUUCCAUUUGAUUUCAACACCGAGAUUUUGACUGACGUAACAAGAAAAGCAACAGUCGAUCAACUAAUAAUAAACCUCAUCCAAGGCAACCUACUUCAGUUUGCUCACAUCUGGAUAACAUCCCGACCAGCAGCUACUGGUAAAAUCCCGCGUAAAUAUGUAGACCUGGUGACUGAGGUGAGAGGAUUCACUGAUAAACAGAAGGAAGAGUACUUCCGCAAGAGAGUCGCCGAUGAGACCAAAAGCAACAAAAUCAUCUCUCAUAUCAAGACGUCAAGAAGCCUGUACAUCAUGUGCCACAUCCCAGUUUUCUGCUGGAUCACAGCUACAGUCUUACAGGAGAUGUUGGGCCAAAACAGUGCUGAAGACAUCCCUGCGACCCUAACAGAAAUGUACACACAUUUCCUGCUCAUACAGACAACCAUGAUGAAUGAAAAACGUCGUGGAUUAUACGAAUAUAAUCGAGAAAAGUGUUUGAUGUUGAACAAAGAAUUACUUCUAAAACUAGCUGAGCUUGCUUUUAAAAAGCUGAAGGAUGGAGUCAUUGUUUUUUCUGAAGAAGAUUUGGAAGAGUGUAGCAUCGACAUCAGUGAGUCCUCAGAGGACUCAGGCCUGUGCACUGAGAUCAUUAGGAAAGAGUCUACUUUUUAUGAGGGCAAGUACUACUGCUUUGUGCACCUGAGUGUUCAGGAGUUUCUGGCCGCUUUCUUUGUCUUUUAUUCCUAUGUUAACAAGAAGAAAGAAACCCUUCAGUUUUUCUUUGAUAACGAUGUGCCCGAUGUUGUUAAACUGGAAACGCUUCUGAACAACGUGAUUCAAAAGGCCCUGAACAGUGAAAAGGGACAGUUGGACCUUUUUCUCCGUUUCCUUCUGGGCAUCUCACUGGAGUCUAACCAAAAACUUCUCAAGGGCCUACUGACACACACAGACAACAGCACCAAGUGCAUCAACAAAACAAUCCAACGCAUCAAGCAAAUGCAGAACAAAGACCUCUCCCCUGAUAAAGCCAUCAACCACUUCUUCUGCUUGCUUGAACUUAAGGAUCGCUCCUUGUAUAAACAAGUGCAGACAUAUCUGAGCUCAAAAGAAGGCCCCAAAAGGCAUCUCACUCCUGCAAACUGUUCAGCACUAGCAUAUGUACUAAUGAUGUCUGAAGAGAUAUUAGAUGAGUUUAACCCAAAGAAAUACAGCACGUCAGGCGAGGCCUGCAGAAGACUGGUCUCCGCUGUGAGAUGCUGCAAGAAGGCACUGUUUGCCAGGUGUGAACUUUCAAAGGCCUGCUGUGAGAAAGUGGCCUCAGCUCUGAAAUUAGAGGACUCUCACCUGAGACUGUUAGACUUGAGUGAUAAUUACUUGAUUGAAGAGGGAGUGGAGCUGCUCUCAGAUGCCUUUACAAGCUCACACUGUAAACUAGAGUCACUGAAGAUGGCUCGAUGUCAUUUCACAGAAGGAACCUGUAAAGUCUUGACCUCAGCUCUCAGCUCAAAUUCCUCUCAUCUGAGAGAGCUGGACCUCAGUCACAACGACAUUCAGGAUUCAGGAGUGAAGCUUCUCUUUGAUGGACUGGAAAAUCCACGCCCUCAACUGGAGAUACUGAGACUGAGCUGGUGUAACCUCACUGGGGACAGCUGUCAUGUACUUUCUUCAUUUCUGAGUUCUGACUCCUCCCUCAUGAGAGAGCUGGACUUGAGUAACAAUGAUCUUCAGGAUGCAGGAGUGAAGCUGCUCUGUGCUGGACUGGAGAAUCCGCACUGCAAACUAGAGAUACUGAACUUGUCUGGCUGUCUAGUGACAGAGGAAGGCUGUUCUUCUCUGGCUUCAGCUCUGAGUUCAAACCCCUCACACCUGAGAGAGCUGGAUUUGAGUUACAAUCACCCGGGAGACUCAGGAGUGAAGCUGCUCUCUGUUAGACUGGAGGAUCCACAUUGUAAACUGGGGACACUUAGCAUGGAAAAAGGAGAAGAAAGAUGGAUCAAACCUGGACUCACAAAGUUUGCCUGUGAUCUCACCCUGGACCCAAACACAGCACACACACAGCUGCUUCUGUCUGAGGAGAGCAGAAAGGUGACCUAUGGGCCGGAGAAGCAGCCGUAUCCGGAUCAUCCAGACAGAUUUGAAGUCUCGCCUCAGGUUCUGUGUAGAGAGAGUCUGACUGGACGCUGUUCCUGGGAGAUUGAGUUGAGCGGCGGUAUGGUAGAUGUGGGAGUGACUUAUGAAGGAAUAGACAGAAAAGACACAGACAGUCUAAUUGACAAUUACAGUCUUGGAAUGAACAGUACAUCCUGGUCGUUAAACGUAAGUGAACACCGAUGUAGUGCCAGCCACAACUCAGAGGAAAUAUACAUACCUGUCCAUGGAAGGCGCUUUAAUAGACUGAGAGUGUAUCUGGACUGGCCGGCUGGGACCUUGUCCUUCUACAGCGUCUCCUCUGACACACACACACCCACACACAUACACACAUUCCACUGCACAUUCACUGAGCCCCUCUAUCCAGGGUUUAAGUUUGGCGAAAUCAAUUCUUCGUUGAUCAUUUGUCAAAUAAAGUAG
Chanos chanos (milkfish) is the source of this 3396-nucleotide messenger RNA. RefSeq names its product NACHT, LRR and PYD domains-containing protein 3-like. Gene Ontology annotation, molecular function: protein binding. Lineage: Eukaryota; Metazoa; Chordata; Actinopteri; Gonorynchiformes; Chanidae. The record is from RefSeq and is a predicted model, not a curated record. Bases 1 to 3396 code for a protein of 1131 amino acids. The transcript has 8 exons.